Messenger RNA from Tympanuchus pallidicinctus (lesser prairie-chicken), 1186 nucleotides. Its product is annotated as zinc finger CCCH domain-containing protein 11A-like. The transcript has 8 exons. Bases 34 to 984 code for a protein of 316 amino acids. NCBI's taxonomy places the organism in Eukaryota, Metazoa, Chordata, Aves, Galliformes, Phasianidae. The record is from RefSeq and is a predicted model, not a curated record. Gene Ontology annotation, molecular function: metal ion binding.
GAGACAGCCCAACCUUGCUCCAAGAAGUUCCCCAUGCCUCAGAAAGGAGUCGACUGCCACUUCUAUUUCAACUCUGUCUGCUUUAAGGGAGACAGCUGUCCCUUCCGCCACUGCGAAGCGGCUCUGGGGAGUGAAGAGGUCUGCAAGCUGUGGAUGCAGGGUCGCUGUUCCAGCAGCGACUGCAGGCUCAGACACACAAAAAUUGAUAAGAAGCGCAGUGAGAUUCCCUGCUACUGGGAGAAUCGGCCGGGAGGCUGUCAGAAAGCCCACUGCCCUUUCCUUCACUUGAAGGAACGCGGUGGGAAGGCACCGACUGUACCACCAAGUGACGAAGCUGACACGAGCCUUCCUCUGACCAGCGGCCCUGCACAAAGUCUGGAGAGCCAGACAGAGGUUGAGAAGGCAGCAGAGAGAGGUGACAUCCCAUCUUCCUCCCAUGGCCCGGCUGCGCAAAAGCGCAAGCGAUGUCAGGAGAAGGGCAAAGCAAGCGAGUUGCCUCUCAAGAAGAGAGUCAAGGCUGGACGCAAGGUGUACCUCAGGUCUGCUGCUUGGAAAUCCACCUUCCCCAGGAAGCAGACACUGAAGCGCAAAGCAGCGGACAUGCAACCGUCUGCUGCUGAGGACACCGAUGAGCCCCCAGCCAGAAAACUGCCUAUGGCCAUCGUUCCAGCCCUGCCUGGGGACAGCCUGGUGACCAUUCCUGCAGUUGAAACACCUCCGAGCAGUCUGGAACUGCUUCUGGGAAGCCAGGCAGACUCCGUGGCAGACUCUGUGCCUUGGGCCUCACAAGCAGCACAUCAGAUGCAGCAGCUGAGCUGCACAGAGGCGGGGAAAGCGCUCAUCUCCGAGGAGGAUGACAUCGAGACAUUAAUGAUGGAAAUCAUGGGAGAUGAGUUAGAAGGAGAAAUUGACAUGGAUACUGACAAGGAUACGGACGAGCUCCUUCAGGAACUGUCUGACAUCAUUGACAGUGUAACACCAUAGACUGAUUGUAUAUUUUAAAACAACCACCAACAAAAAACAAUUAAAACCAACCCUAUUCCUUUUCAACCAACCUUGUUCCUUUUCUUUCUUAUACUGUGGGGACACUUUUCCUGAAACUGUGCAAGGAGUCUGAAAGCAAACUGGUCAAAAUCAGCAGCGCCUGCGUUCUGUUCUCCUGAUUUCCCUGCUGCUCAGAGUUCAG